Carassius gibelio (silver crucian carp) is the source of this 1558-nucleotide messenger RNA. RefSeq names its product meteorin. Gene Ontology annotation, molecular function: hormone activity. The record is from RefSeq and is a predicted model, not a curated record. Bases 217 to 1131 code for a protein of 304 amino acids. Gene Ontology annotation, biological process: glial cell differentiation; positive regulation of axonogenesis. The transcript is spliced from 4 exons. NCBI's taxonomy places the organism in Eukaryota, Metazoa, Chordata, Actinopteri, Cypriniformes, Cyprinidae.
AGCUCCGGUCAAGUCAGCGGUUCUCUGAUCUCGCGCACGGACUGAUCUACAGAAAGAGAGGGAAAGUUUAGUUAAGACAGAACACUCUUUUAGAUCAGACAACAGUAUGGAAUCAGCAGGGUUUCGUUUUGUUUAAUUAUAGAUUUGGAAAAGCAGCAAAGAGAAGGACUUUACGCACGCAUCUCACUGGAGAACCGCAGUGUCUCUCUUAGCGCGAUGAUGCAGCUCUCGGACUUUAGGAAUUUUGCGCUUUGGAUUUCAUUCCUGACCGGUUUCACGAUGGCCAGUUACUCAGAAGACCAGUGCAGCUGGAGGGGAAGUGGUCUCUCUCAGGCGGUGAAGAACGUGGAGCAGGUUUGGUUGAGGUGUGUGGAGGGCUCAGUGGAGUGGCUGUACCCCGCUGGAGCACUGCGUCUCACUCUUUCACCCCGACUGCCGUGGAGUGCCAUGGGUCCCGGCGAUUCCAGCAGGAGCCCGGUGUCAGCCUGCAUCAAGCCGGAUCAGCACUGGGGCGGGGCUCAGCUCUACGUGGAGCGGGACGGAGUCCUGGAGCUUCUGGUGGGAGACGAGACCUCCGAGCCAUCUGGCCCGGCCCAUGUGCGCUGCUUCAGUGCCAUGCCUGGAGAACGACCGGCUCUCUUCCUGCAAGCGACGCCUCACCAGGACAUAAGCAGACGCAUCGCUGCAUUUCGCUACGAGCUGAGAGGCGAUUGGACAGCGCAGCCGUCAGUCAACACAGAUCCAAUCGGCAGCGAAGGAGCCUGCAGGCCGUGCAAUAACACUGAGAUCCUGAUGGCUGUGUGCACUAGUGACUUUGUGGUUCGAGGAAACAUCCGUUCAGUGGAUACAGACUCAAAUCUGAAAGCAGCAGUGAUCAAAGUGAGCGCGACGAGGGUUUAUCGGCAGAAGUUUGCGCUGUUCCCUGAAUCCGGGCGUCUGACGCGGUUAGGGGAGAUCCGGACGCCUCUGCAGUGUGGCGUUCGUCCCGGCGCUGGCAGCUUCCUGUUUACCGGCCGUGUGCACUUUGGGGAGGCGUGGCUCGGCUGCGCUCCACGCUAUAAAGACUUCCUGAAGGUGUACGAGCAGGCCAAACAAUCUCUGACGAUCCCCUGCACUCUGGUCAACGACUGACGGGGAAACAGGAUCAGAUGCGGGCGAAACUCAUGAUUCUGUCGCAGAAGAUGAUCUGAGAAACUCCUGAGCAAAUGAAAGAAAGUUAAGGAGAACAGAGACACUGGAGGAGGAAAUCUCAGCAGAGAUCACUGGAUCGAGAUGGAUAUCUGACGGAGGACAUUUGUGUGUCCAUGUCUGUCUAAUUCCACACAGAUUUGGGGUCCUAAACCGGGCCUCUUUUUUAAACUCAGGAAAUCAUGUCUUUGGACACUUUGAUAUGAACAUCAUAUCACUGAAAUAUCCAAAGUUGGUAAAUAAGCUGUGUGCAAUGCAUGUAGUGCAGUCGUCUUUUGCAGUAUUUGACGCCACAGAAAAACAUUGAUUUGUCAGCCUUUAUAGGAAAAGAAAAAUGUUUAAACACUCUAUAUUGAGAGUAUAUAUAUGU